AUGUUAGGUGGGGUACGGCUUAAAGUAUCUUAUACUCACGAGAGGUCUUGUUUUGCUUACAUCAGUCCAAAGUACAGUACAAAUAAUGAACAGACACAAAUUGUACAAGUACUAGUUAAAGAGAAACAGAUAUUCCUAUGGGUGGUAUUCAGUAGUAAUAUACCUGAAGGUUACAUAGCAUGCAAUCCUAUUUACUGCAGGCUGAUUGCUUUGGAAGAAGGUAGCGAAGUGUUUGUUUCACCAUUUAGCAGUAUAAAAAUUCUGGAUGAGCUAUAUAUUGAUACUGAGAGUCCUGAUGAUCAGGAAAUACUGGAACAAAAUGCAGGGGUGUUGCAACUUCGAAUUUUAGAUCAACUGAGGCUUGUAGUAGCACAUCAAAAAGCAAUUGUUUGGAUAUCGACAUCAAUGCCUAUAAUUUUUACACCGAAACAAACUGGAAUUAUUGUAAACCACAGUAGAGUAAUUGUUAAAAUAGAUGCUUUUAAUAGUUUCCACAGUAGUAUACCAUACCAAGUGAAUCUCCCCAAAGACACUGGAACUAAGUUUCAUAACAUAGGCAUAAUUAACAAUGCUUUAUUGCAACCGUAUAUGAAUGCACCAAAAAAAAUAAUUUUAAGAGCAUUGCCACUUGAUAGUGAUGGUAAGAAGAAUAUAAUACAUCCAUACAUUGUUUUUGUACAUGAAGAUUUAAUAGAUGCAAAGUAUAAAGAAUUAACUGUGAUAUUAGCUACAAUGGAAAGCAUACCCUCAAUAGUAAAGGACAAUAUUGAAGAUGAGAAUGAUAUAAACAACAAUCAAAUAGAUGGUAUCUGUGUUGAAUUAGUACCCAUUGACAAUGUUGUAUUUAGGAGUCUCUGUCAUGAAGUCUACAAUAUUGAUAUACCAACAGUACUUGUACCAAAAGCUUUAAAUGCUAUAGUAAAUAUAGAAAAUGGUACUAAGAUAUUGUUUAAUAUAAUUGGUGAUAAAGUGGAGCAUCCGGAACACAUAGAUAUUGUGACAUAUUCAGAGAAAACUCAGGCUGAAAUUGAUGUUAUAGAGAAAUUUAAAAGAUGUGUUGUUAAUAACACACAUUCAGGUAAAAAGUUUCUCAUUAACCAUAAUAUGAUUAAACAAAAUACACAAAUAAGCUCUGGGUUCUUGCAAUUUAAACUUAAACCAGAAAACAUGAAGUAUACUAUGCUUAACUCAGAGUCAUUUCGACAGUGUACUGUAGCUGCUAAGUGCCUAUGUGAUACUGAAUUGAUGCUUCCAAAGCCUGUUUUAUCCAACCUAGAAUAUGAUUAUAAAAAUUAUUGCAGAAGCAUGAAAUCUGUUCAGAAAUUAGUUGAAAAAGUGGUAUUGCAUUUACAAUUUGAAAUACACAGAGAAGCGAGUUUCAAAGGAGUUUCAGAAAUUAAAAGCAAUGUGCUUAUUACUGGACUAAGUGGAACUGGAAAAACUUCCUUAUGUCACAUAGUCCAGAAAGAAUUGACAGUAUGGUCACACAUUUUGCACUGUAGAUCGCUGAAGGGUCGCAAAGAUAUACCCGAGGUUUUUGGCAAAACAAUACUAAUGUGCCAGGAACAUAGUCCCGCUGUUCUCAUUUGUGAUGAUUUGGACUCACUGGUAUCACCUAAUGUGGAAGGUGCUUCACCUCAAGAUAUAGCUUACUAUCAACGACUUGCAGUGGUUAUAAAACAUUUACUUCAAACAUGUUCUGGCGUGUGUGUACUGAUGACCUCACUGAGCAUGAAAUCCCUGCAUUCCGUUUUGAGAAAAUUUAAUGGGAAACCAUUGUUUACUGCUCAUUUUGACAUUCCAGAACUGGAACAGGAGGAACGAGUAGAACUAUUAAAGCAUUUAAUAAACGAAAAAGUCCGUGCGUCAUUCGAAGUGUCCGAUGAUGACGUCAUAAAAAUGGCGAUGGACACCGCCGGUUGCAGUGCCAGGGACAUUAUGGACUACCUCAACAAGAUGAUUUUCAAGGCUGUGAAAAAGAAGAAAGCGCAUCCAAAGCCGCGACUAAUAGAAGACAUAACAAAGGUUGAUGACAAAGCAAACGCCUUUGACAUAUGGGCGCCUGUUGGCGGUAUGGAGGAGGUUAAGCAAGUGCUGACUGAGUGUAUAUUCUGGCCAUUAAUGUAUCCCGCACUGUUUCCGUCACAAUCGUGCGGCAUUCUGUUGUACGGGCCCCCGGGCACUGGCAAGUCGCACAUCGGCUCCUGUCUGGCACGCCUCACUAAUAUGAACCUGAUAACUGUGAAGGGACCCGAACUCCUGUCCAAGUAUAUCGGGCAGAGUGAAAAGGCCGUAAGGGAUAUAUUUGACAAGGCUGAAAUGAAACGGCCAUGCAUUUUGUUCUUCGACGAGUUCGACAGUCUCGCGCCUAAACGUGGUCAUGAUUCGACGGGUGUAACGGACCGUGUGGUUAACCAGCUGCUGGCGCGAAUGGACGGUGCGGAAGGGGGGGCGCGUGGUCCAGUGCUGGCUGCCACCUCGCGACCAGACCUCGUGGACCCCGCGCUGCUGAGGCCCGGCAGACUGCAGAGGCACGUGUACUGUGGACCACCCGGGCAGAGUGAUCGAUACGAGAUACUGAAAACACUAGCUAAGGACGUCGCGAUAGACGACGAAGUAGAUCUUCAGGAGUUGGCGCAGAGAACGGAAGACUUUUCACCAGCCGAUCUCAAGUCCUUGCUGAUCACAGCGCAGCUGGGCCGGUUAGAGAAACAACUGGUAAAUAACGAAGGAAAUCAUUUGGAAUCUGUAGUCGUUUACAAGGAAGACAUCGAGACUGCUUUAAAAGAGACCAAACCGUCGCUUUCAAAGGAGCAAAGACUUUUUUAUGAUACGAUCUAUAGGAGAUUUAGAGGAGAGCCGCUAUCGCCUGAGCAGAUGUCGAUCACGCAACAAAUGCAGAAGCAACGCGUCACUUUGGCUUGA
Molecule: messenger RNA, 2925 nt
Organism: Parnassius apollo (apollo)
Lineage: Eukaryota; Metazoa; Arthropoda; Insecta; Lepidoptera; Papilionidae
Source: the annotation of a GenBank genome assembly